Lachancea meyersii CBS 8951 is the source of this 4161-nucleotide messenger RNA. The record is from the annotation of a GenBank genome assembly. Lineage: Eukaryota; Fungi; Ascomycota; Saccharomycetes; Saccharomycetales; Saccharomycetaceae.
AUGUCCGAACUACUGGUGUGGACUCAGGAGCUCGAAAACCCUACUCUUAGCGUCUUACCUCACGAUUUUUUACGCCCUCACAGCGAUCCUCUGGUCAAACAGCACGAAAAAUGCAUCCAUUUGCCGCAGCUGGAAUUGCCUCACGGACAGGAUAAUUACAUUUUGGUUUUGGCCGUUUGGGCUUCUCUUUUGUUCAGACUUACGGGCGACGAUGAUAUAGUGCUGCUGGUUCGUGAAAACAGAGUGCUCAGAUUCACAAUACAGCCUACAUGGACUUUUGCAGAGCUGUGUGCUACUAUCACGCAGCAACUGCAACGUGUCGAACGGCUUCCAGCUGUCUCAUUGGAUGAACUGUCUCGCCACGUCCAAGAAUCCCAGGACAAAGACACCCCUCCACACUUCUUCCGUUGUGGAUUGGUUCAAGAUCAGCCAGAAUUUUCGCUCGAGAACCAAUACAAAACCCAGCUGCUAGACUUGGCUUUGAACUUGCAAGGUGGCUCCACGCUGAGUAUAGUCUACAACGGACUUCUCUUCUCCGACCUCAGAAUCGAAAUCCUACUGUCCCAAUUUAGCCAGUUCACAUCAGCAGUGCUGCAGGACACUUCUAACACGAUAACCAAGGUGUCGCUGAUUACCCCCGGCAGCGAGUCAGCUUUGCCAGACCCCACUAAAAACCUUGGAUGGUGCGAUUUUGCAGGAUGUAUCCAUGACAUUUUUCAAGACAAUGCGGCCAAGUUCCCAGACAGAACCUGUGUUGUGGAAACCCAAGGACUUACGAGUAGUGCUCAGCCUCGUGUUUUCACUUACCAAGACAUCAAUAGGGCUUCCAACAUAGUUGCUCACUAUUUGAUCAGGACCGGCAUCAAAAGAGGAGACGUAGUGAUGAUUUACUCCUCUAGAGGUGUCGACCUCAUGGUCUGUGUGAUGGGUGUGCUCAAGGCAGGCGCAACCUUCUCCGUCAUCGACCCAGCAUAUCCACCUGCAAGACAAACCAUCUACCUCGGCGUUGCCAAGCCCAAGGGUUUGAUCGUGAUCCGUGCCGCUGGCCAAUUGGACCAGCUAGUGGAAGACUACAUAUCGAACGAACUGGAUGUCAUUUCAAGAAUACCGUCGAUUGCAAUCCAGGCUAAUGGUUUGGUUGACGGUGGAGCUCUACCAGGCUCCAGUGAGGAUUGCUUGGCCAAAUUCGAGUCCCUCAAGGACACCCGUUCUGGCGUGGUAGUGGGCCCCGACAGCAACCCUACACUGUCUUUCACUUCUGGCUCUGAGGGUAUUCCUAAAGGUGUUCUCGGUAGACAUUUUUCUCUUGCGUACUACUUCAAGUGGAUGUCUCAGCAAUUCAACCUGUCCGAGUCUGAUAAGUUUACCAUGCUUUCAGGUAUUGCACACGAUCCAAUUCAAAGAGAUAUGUUCACACCUUUGUUUCUGGGAGCUCAACUCUUGGUGCCCACUGAGGAUGAUAUUGGUACACCUGGUCAGUUGGCUGACUGGAUGGGCAAGUAUGAAGCAACUGUUACGCACUUGACUCCAGCCAUGGGUCAACUUCUCACUGCUCAGGCAGUCACUCCUUUCCCUUCAUUGCACCAUGCCUUUUUCGUCGGUGACAUUCUCACCAAGAGGGAUUGUUUGAGACUUCAGACCUUGGCCGAGAACGUUCGUAUCGUAAACAUGUAUGGUACCACUGAGACUCAAAGAGCCGUGUCUUUUUACGAGGUCAAGUCACGGUCUGAUGACCCGCUAUUCUUGAAAUCUUUGAAAGAUGUCAUGCCUGCAGGAAAGGGUAUGCUUAACGUUCAACUGCUGGUCGUAAAUCGUAAUGACAGAACUCAGAUAUGCGGCGUCGGAGAAAUUGGUGAAAUAUACGUCAGAGCUGGAGGUUUGGCCGAAGGUUACCGCGGGCUACCAGAUUUGAACAAGGAAAAGUUCGUCUCAAAUUGGUUUGUGGAACCUGGUCACUGGGACUCUCUAGAUAAGAGCAAUGGCGAACCAUGGAGACAGUUCUGGUACGGCCCUCGUGAUCGUCUAUACAGAACUGGUGAUUUGGGUCGUUACACCCCAGAUGGUAACUGUGAAUGUUGCGGGCGUGCUGAUGACCAGGUCAAAAUUCGUGGCUUCAGAAUAGAGCUCGGUGAAAUCGAUACCCAUAUUUCACAGCACCAUCUUGUGGGCGAAAACAUCACUUUGGUGCGCCGUAACAGUGACAAUGAACCAACCCUUAUUACUUUCAUGGUCCCAAGAUUCGACAAAGGAGACGAUCUUUCUAAGUUUGAGUCGGAAAUCUCAGAGGAUGUCUCCAAAGAUUCUGUUGUUAAGGGUCUAGUUAAGUACAGAUCACUAACACAAGAUAUUAAGUCCUUUUUGAAGAAGCGCCUAGCAAGUUACGCUAUUCCAACCAUCGUCGUUGUCCUUGAGAAAUUGCCCUUGAAUCCAAAUGGUAAGGUUGACAAACCGAAGCUUCAGUUCCCAACCUCAAAGCAAUUAGCACUCGCUGCUGACAACUCAUCUAUUGAAAUUGAUGACUCUGGAUUUUCCGACACAGAACGCGAAGUUCGUGACCUGUGGCUAGCGGUUUUGCCAACCAGACCUGCCACCGUUACCCCAGACGACUCUUUCUUCGAUCUAGGUGGACACUCUAUUUUGGCCACAAAGAUGAUUUUCACUUUGAGAACACAGCUUCACGUUGAACUCCCUCUAGGAACAGUCUUCAAAUACCCGACAAUCAAGCUUUUCGCAAACGAAGUAGCGAGGGCCAGAGCGUCAUCGGAAAGUCCUUCUUCCGAGGCUGCGGUGACUGCAGACUAUUAUGGAGAUGCAAAAGAGCUUGCCAAGUCUAUGCUGCCUGAUAGCUACCCUUCGCGUGUCACUCUCGAUGGUUUUAACCCCGACACGUUGAACGUGUUCGUUACAGGUGUGACAGGGUUCUUGGGGUCUUACAUUUUGGCGGAUCUCCUCAACAGACCAACUACUUCUCGUAAAAUUAAAGUGUUUGCACAUGUUCGCGCUAAGGAUGGACCUGCGGGAAUGGACCGCCUAAAAAAAGCAGGAAUUGUGUAUGGCACUUGGUCUGAUGCCUUUGCCUCUCGCAUCGAAGUUGUUCUGGGAGAUUUAUCGAAACCUCAAUUCGGGCUUGACAACACAGCAUGGGGCAAGCUGACGAACGAGAUAGAUGUCAUUAUUCACAAUGGUGCUCUAGUUCAUUGGGUUUAUCCUUAUGCCAAACUAAGAGACGCAAACGUCAUUUCUACUAUUAACGUGAUGAAUCUUGCGUCUAGCGGUUCUAAGGCCAAGUACUUCACCUUUGUUUCCUCCACGUCUACGAUUGACACCCCACACUACUUUGAACUAUCUGACAAACUAGCUGCAGAAGGUAAAGGCUUGCUUGAAAGCGAUGAUCUAAUGGGCUCAUCAACAGGGCUGGGCGGCGGUUACGGUCAAUCCAAAUGGGCUGCGGAAUACAUCAUUAGACGUGCCGGUGAACGUGGUCUACGCGGUUGUAUUGUGAGACCGGGCUAUGUUACGGGAGCUUCCAGUAACGGUUCCUCAAACACCGAUGACUUUUUAUUGAGAUGUCUGAAGGGUGUUGUCCAGUUGGGUAAAAUCCCAGACAUCAGAAAUACUGUCAACAUGGUUCCUGUUGAUCAAGUGGCCAGAGUGGUCACUGCGGCUGGGUUCUAUCCACCAUCGGAAAACUCUUUGGAGGUUGCCCAUGUUACCGCUCACCCACGUUGUCUCUUCAGGGACUACUUGAACGAGUUGAAGCAAUACGGCUACCCUGUGGAAGUGGAAAGCUACGAUGAAUGGAGGAAGUCCCUAGAACUGUCUGUUAUUGGACGUCAAGAAGAGAAUGCUCUAUACCCACUUCUGCACAUGGUCUUAGACAACCUACCAGAGAACACUAAAGCACCAGAACUUGAUGACUCUAAUGCAGUCAUUUCCUUGAAAAAGGAUACGAACUGGACUGGAGAAGACGCAUCAGGCGGCAAAGGUGCUACAUCUGAACAGAUCGGGAUCUACAUCGCUUUCUUGAACAAGGUCGGCUUCCUACCUCCACCUCCACAAUCGGGGGCCCUGCCAAUACCCGAAAUCACUUUGUCUGAACAACAAAUUGAGCUAGUUUCCUCUGGUGCUGGCGCUCGUGGCAGUUCCGCUCCAUUGAAAUAA